CUUAGCCAUGCCGACCGCCGGGGCCUCUGAGCCGCCCUCGAGCCUCCCUCUACCCCGCCGCCUCCUCCUCCGGGGACCCCCGGCGGCCCGGACGCCCUUCGGCCGUCGCCGUCUAAGGCCUCCCGGGAAGCCCCCCCACAAAACCCCCACCCGCCGCGCCACCCGGCCGGCCUCUCUGGGCGUCGUCCCUUGUUUCCCGCCGGGCCGCUUGGGUCGUUGCCCUCCGCUGACUUCCGGCGUUGCCGGGGAGCCGCCGGGAGCGGGGGAUGCGGCCGGGUGGCGGCGGCGGCGGCUGCGGCUGGCGGGACGGGCGAUGGCGCGGCGGCCCUGAGGGCCUCGAGGAGGAGGAGGAGGAGGAGAAGGGAGGAAGAGGAGGGAGAGGAGGAAGGCGGCGCUGAGGCGGCCGGGGCCGGGGCUGAGGCCACCGUCGCCGCCCAGGGCAGCCUGAGCCGGGGCCGUCCCGCCUGCCCCGGCCCUCGGCACGGAGCCAGAGCAGCAGCGGUUCGGCGGAGGGGAGAAGGAAGAGAAGGAGGAGAAGAGGAGGAGGAGGAGGAGGAGGCGGGGAAAAAAUGAAGCUCCUGAAGCCGACCUGGGUCAACCACAACGCCAAGCCGAUAUUUUCAGUUGACAUUCAUCCAGAUGGGACCAAGUUUGCAACCGGAGGGCAAGGACAAGAUUCCGGGAAAGUUGUAAUAUGGAACAUGGCUCCAGUCCUCAAGGAGGAGGAUGAAAAGAACGAGAAUGUACCCAAAAUGCUUUGUCAGAUGGACAAUCAUUUAGCCUGUGUGAAUUGUGUGAGAUGGUCAAACAAUGGCAUAUAUCUUGCCUCCGGAGGAGAUGAUAAGCUGAUCAUGAUCUGGAAGAGAGCAGCGUACAUUGGGCCCAGCACCGUCUUUGGUUCCAGUAGUAAGCUUGCAAACGUAGAGCAGUGGAGGUGUGUCUCGAUCCUGAGAAGCCACACAGGCGACGUCAUGGAUGUGGCAUGGUCCCCUCACGACGCUUGGCUAGCCUCCUGCAGCGUGGACAACACGGUCGUGAUCUGGAAUGCUCUCAAAUUCCCCGAAAUCCUUGCCACUCUAAAAGGUCACUCCGGCCUUGUUAAGGGCCUCACCUGGGACCCUGUUGGGAAAUAUAUUGCCUCUCAAGCGGAUGAUCGAAGUUUGAAGGUCUGGCGCACCAUGGAUUGGCAGCUAGAAACCAGCAUUACCAAACCUUUCGAUGAAUGUGGAGGCACCACGCAUGUGUUGCGCAUCAGCUGGUCCCCUGACGGGCAUUACCUGGUCUCGGCUCAUGCGAUGAAUAAUUCUGGGCCCACCGCCCAGAUCAUUGAGAGGGACGGGUGGAAGACCAACAUGGAUUUUGUCGGCCACCGCAAAGCAGUGACAGUAGUGAAAUUCAAUCCAAAAAUCUUUAAAAAGAAGCAAAAGAAUGGCAGCUCCACCAAACCAAGCUGCCCUUAUUGCUGUUGUGCGGUUGGGAGUAAAGACCGAUCACUUUCUGUCUGGCUGACGUGCCUGAAAAGGCCCUUGGUCGUCAUACAUGAGCUGUUUGACAAGUCCAUCAUGGAUAUCUCAUGGACGUUGAAUGGCCUUGGCAUUUUAGUGUGCUCCAUGGACGGAUCUGUGGCAUUUCUGGAUUUUUCCCAAGAUGAGCUCGGAGACCCGCUGAGCGAGGAAGAGAAGAGCAACAUCCAUCAGUCGACCUACGGUAAAAGUUUAGCUAUCAUGACGGAGGCGCAUCUCUCCACGGCCAUUAUCGAGAACCCGGAGAUGCUCAAGUACCAGCAAAGGCAACAGCAAGUAGAGAAGAAGAACGAGGCUCUCCGAGACGGAAUGGGCUCAGGAGCAGCGAUAACGGCGCCUAAGCUGGCCAGCAUGGUGAAUGGAGAAAGCUUAGAGGACAUUAGAAAGAACCUGUUAAAGAAACAAGUGGAGACCAGAACAGCCGAUGGCCGGCGAAGGAUCACGCCACUCUGCAUAGCUCAGCUGGAUACAGGGGAUUUUUCGACCGCCCUCUUUAACAGCAUCCCACUCUCGGGGUCUUUAGCUGGGUCCAUGAUGUCAGCUUCCCAGACCAAUCAGCUCAUAGCGUUAGAUUACAACGCGGCCAACUCCCUGGGCACCGUUAAGCCUGCCUUAGAGCCCAUGGCAGCGGCCGCUAAAUCGGCGGAAGACGUAGCCAACAAGGAUGGGUGAGCAUCAAACGAAAGGCCUUCUCCUUACGAAUUG
Messenger RNA from Thamnophis elegans (Western terrestrial garter snake), 2228 nucleotides. Its product is annotated as protein HIRA. The coding region runs from base 570 to 2195 and encodes 541 amino acids. Gene Ontology annotation, cellular component: HIR complex; nucleus. The transcript has 14 exons. NCBI's taxonomy places the organism in Eukaryota, Metazoa, Chordata, Lepidosauria, Squamata, Natricidae. The record is from RefSeq and is a predicted model, not a curated record. Gene Ontology annotation, molecular function: nucleosome binding; protein binding. Gene Ontology annotation, biological process: chromatin organization; DNA-templated transcription.